Molecule: messenger RNA, 2101 nt
Organism: Hydractinia symbiolongicarpus
Lineage: Eukaryota; Metazoa; Cnidaria; Hydrozoa; Anthoathecata; Hydractiniidae
Exons: 2
Coding region: 262-816 (184 amino acids)
Source: RefSeq, a predicted model, not a curated record
AUUAAGUUGCAGAAUUUCAAAAGGAAAGCAAAUUUCAAAAAUAAUGCUGCAACCGACAUUCAAAUAAGCAGAGGAACGAAAAUUCAAGUUCUUGAAAAAGCAUCUUUUCCUCACUGCAAGCUUUCGAAAUCUAUUUCACCAAAACUUAAAAUUAAAGACAUCAAGUUGAAUUCGUAUGAUCGGCAAGAAGUUACUGUCAUAGGAUACAUUGACAAAAAAGAUUGCUACGAAACAAACUUCAGAGAAGGAUCUUUACGGAAGAUGGAAGUGUACUUAUUCGACGAAUCCGAUGUAAUUCUAUUGACCUUAUGGAAUGACUUCAUAGAUAGUGUCAAAACUGGACCAUACAAAAUUUCCAAUGCAAUCGUUCGUGUAUUACAUGAUGAUGACAAGGUGCUCGCUACGGGUCCGGAAACAAUAUUCGAAGUAACAACAAAAAAAUUCAUUUUGAAACCUGCGCCAAAGUUAUAUCGCCAAGCAAAGUUUCCUCUUGCUGAUGUUGCGAUUGUCAACCGACAACUCAAAUGUCACAAGUGUGGUAAGGACGUUAAUCACCUUACUCCCGACUGCGAAUUUGUAAAGUGCGUAUGCGGUGUUAUUUCACGUUCUUCGCAACUGAAGGUGAACCGCAUAGCUAAGGUCACUACCCAGGAUAAUAAGGAGGAAAUUACAAUAUUCCAACCACAGCUCUUCGAGUAUGCGCUAAAGUACAAGCUUGCUGGAAAUAACGAGGAAGCUUUGACAAUUGCUCUUUUAAAAGAUUCCGAGACAUCCUUCAUAAUUGACAGACAUGAUAUCUGUAUUUGUUUUUUGUAAACUUUUCCAUAUGUUGACAGGGUGUUGAAAAAAACUACCCAAGAACGAACACAUUUUCAAUUUUUGUUAUUUUUAUAGUUACUUUGGUAUAUUAUUUGUAACCUACUGUUCUGCCCAAUCUUAGGACGCUGCCCAAUCUUUAGACAUAAAAUUGCCCAGUCUUAAGACUGGCCGGCCAGUUUAAAGACUGGGCAGGGUGUCACAAGAUUGGGCAAAAGACCAUGUUAGGCCCAUACUUGGCGCUUUUUAGAUUUUAAAGAAGGGAUGUAUGUUCUGCCCAGAUUGCGAAAACGGCCUGUUCACAACCGGGACAGCCGGAUUAUGUAUGCAUGGUCCGAAUAUGUUUUUUCCCCCUGGUUAUCAGCGUUCAUAACCCGCUUGAUUAUGAACGCUAAUAUAAAUGGCUGGGAUUUUCUUCAAACUUUGUAAAUUAAACAUUCUCUGGAAGAUAGCACACCCCUAAAAACUAGACAUGGUGAAAGAAAAAAGUGUGGACGUAAUUCUUAGUAUAAACUACUCUUGUAAAUACAUUUCAACUAUAUACUUUAAAGUAACUAAAUUUCACGGAACCUAAAUUAUUCUUUUUGCAGAAAUUAUUUUGGCGAAUCCCAAAAUUUCGUUUCAUUUAAGAACAACAACAACUUUGCCACCAGGGCUAUUUGCUUGUCAGAAGUGAUGACGAAUGAUAUAAAGCAGUCAGCCCCGAUUGUAUUUGUUUUAUAAGUCUCGAAUAAUAUUUAACUGUCAUACAUAAGCCGGCCUUUCCCGAUUAUGUUCGUUCUAUAAUAAGUGAGAAAUAAUAUUAGACUGUCGUAUAUAAACUGGCCCGGCCUGAUUAUGUUGCCCUGAUUAUGUAUUUUCUGCCCUGUUCUUAACCGGGGCAAGCUGCAAGUCCCAACGAACAUUCUCAGGCACAUUAAAACAUAUUUUGGGUACUGUUGAAUUGACCUGGCCAAAUUUUGGACACAGUAGAGUGAAAAUCAUAGCUAGCUAGGUAGCUGGUAGAGCACGUGUUAUACAUUUAGCAUUUAUAUACAGCUUGUAGUAGUGGCUAAAUUUUAAAAAUAAAAUGUUUAUAUUUAUGAAGAAUCAGAAAAAUUGUAUUCAACCAUAUUAUUAGUUAGCUAGCUGUUAAUUUCAUCGGAUGAGAUGUUUAACUAGCUAGCGAGCUGUAGCCAGCUAGCUAAUAUCAUAGUCUAUAGAAGAAAAACCUUAUUAGACUAUGCUAAUAUGGUUGAGUAGUUUUAAUUUUUUAUACAUAAAAUACAUGGUAUAUAUAAAUUGU